Molecule: messenger RNA, 442 nt
Organism: Polistes dominula (European paper wasp)
Lineage: Eukaryota; Metazoa; Arthropoda; Insecta; Hymenoptera; Vespidae
Gene: Svip
Product: small VCP interacting protein
Biological process (GO): negative regulation of retrograde protein transport, ER to cytosol; negative regulation of ERAD pathway; negative regulation of VCP-NPL4-UFD1 AAA ATPase complex assembly
Cellular component (GO): endoplasmic reticulum membrane
Source: RefSeq, a predicted model, not a curated record
GUUGACAACCUGCUGAACACUGUUGACAGUUGGACGCAAUAGAUCGAGCUUUGCUUUUGUCUAUUUCUAUAAUUAAUACAAGCUUAGAAAAAGUUGUAAUACUUUCUAAUCAAUAAUUUAUUUUCAUCUGCAAUAUGGGGAAUUUGUGUGGAUCUUGUUGCAAGGAAUCAUCAUCAUAUGAAGAUUUAACACCUGAUUUGGAAACAAGACGACGAAGGCAAAUGGAAGCUGCAGAGAAAAGAAUAGCGGAACAAGAAAAACGAGGUAUAAAAGAUAUUGAAUCAGUUAGAAGAAAACAGAAACAUGCAUUGGAAAUUGUAAAACGGGAAGAAGAAGCUGGUAAUAUGAGUGGACAAAAUCAAUUAAAGUGGCAAGUGAAUUGAAUUAACAAAAUGGAUACAUGGAAAAAGUGCACUUAAAAAACGAAUAAUUUUAUAUAUAU